UUUCAUCCAUGGCCAGGCGAGCAAUUCCUAUAGGACUGAAUGAUCGCCAUGUUUAGUCCGGUGUCCAACUCUUAUAAUACAUCCAUGAUGUGGGAGCUGUUCCGAUACAAUCCAGUUCCAUCUUGGCCAUCCUCUUGACUACAAAUCCCAGAGAUCUUUGCCAGGGCCUAAUCUGGUCAUAUGACCAGGCAGUAGGAGCAGGUGGUACAUGGUCAUAUGAUGUUGUCAGCCGAGGCUGAGAAGAAGCAACAUCUCAGCUGAAUCACAGUCCACAUCACUCCCUACGUUGAAAGGCACCUGCAGCUGACACACCACCAACCAUCAGGCAGAAUGUCUUACGGGUCCAUUGACGGAGGCUCCUUUGGCAGUCGUAACCCAUUUGGAGGUCCUACGAGGCAGGGCUACCAGCCAGUAGCCACACAGGUCAGCCCCUCAGAACUGCAAGAUGUAUUUCAAGAGACCUCCUCCAAUAUCUUCCAGAUCAACGCCAACGUUGUCACACUAGAGAAGAAUCUUCAAUCACUGGGAACAUCUAGAGAUACAGCAGAGCUACGACAGAGUCUACACUCCACGCAGCAGCAAACCAACAAAGUCAUCACCAGCACAAGCCAACUCAUCAAACAGCUUUCUGAUAUAAUCAGCGGCUCUUCACGGCAAGACCGUCUGCGUCUGACCAGACUAAAGACUGAACUGUCAGAGUCUGUGCAGCGCUAUGGAGAUCUGCAGAAGAAAAUUGCAGAGCGCUCAAGGGCCUUGCUUCCUCUAGCACAGAAAGACACGAAGAAGAGUCCCCAGACCCGGUCCACUGAGCAGGUGGAGGAGGGUCCACUGUUUGGAGAAGCAAUAGGCUCAGAGGGAGGAGCUCAGGCUUUCCUGUCUGAGAUCAGUGAGGAGGAUGUAGAGGUGCUUCGCCAGAGAGAGGAGGCCCUGCUGCAGAUUGAAAGAGACAUGCUGGAUGUCAGUCAAAUCAUGAAGGAUCUGGCCAGUAUGGUCCAUGAACAAGGAGACACCAUCGACAGUAUCGAAGAUUACAUCCAGACCGCAUCAUCCAACGUGGAAUCAGCCAAUCAGGAGCUCGCGAAGGCCAACCAAUACCAGAGGCAGUUGAGGAAGAGGAAGUGCUACCUCCUGGUGGCUGGAGCCAUCGUCCUCACCAUCCUCAUCAUCAUCAUUGCUGUUUCAGCAAGAAAAUGAGACUGGCCACUGUGGAAUUACUGGCCAAAUCAACUUACCAGGUCAUCAACAACUUCGAUUUACAGACAUGAAAAAUGAAGGUUUGAGUUCAGCACCAUGGACAACCAAUAAUAAUGUGUCAUGCCAUGUUUGCUGGCAAAGCUAAAAUAUGACUGUGAGUACAAAAUGGACACUGAAGUGGCUGCAGGUGACUGCUGCACAAUUAAAACUGUUCCAUGUUCCUGUUCCUGUGUUCAAACAUAGAAGAGAUAAUGGUUAAUAAAGGGGUUAGGGUUCGAGGGACUUGCAAACUGAGACAAAAAGAGAGAGGAGCAGAUAAGGUAAAUACUCUAUGGUGUGGAAAUGGGAUGUGUGCAAGGUGUGGUCUUUUUCCCAAACUUUGUAUAUAAAUCUAUAAACUUCAUUUAGUGCAGGUACAGUUACAGAGGAUGGUUUAUGACGUUUCACACUAUUGAAAGUUCAUAAAUGUUCACAGAAAUCUUUAAAACUACAAAUAUUUUCCUUGGUUUUAAGAUAGGUGAUUCAAAUCUAAUCCCUUACUCCCCUUUUUUCCUGUUUUAAGACUGAGAUUUACACUACCAGCUUGUUUGCCAAAGCCUUGAAAUCAUCAAAUUGGCCCCAGAUGUGUGUGAAAAGGUUGCUCCUCUCCCUCACUCUCUCACGAAGCCCCAUUACCCAACAUUAACAGUGUUUGUUUGUGUGAUAAAUUAUUAGUUUCUGCCCAAUGUUUCAGUUAAUCUGUCAUCUGUCGUGUCCUACAAACAACAGAAUACAAGUUCCAUCAGAGUAGUUUGUUUCACAAGGUUAUGUUUUGCUGCUUUUCUAUGUGUUUUUGAUGAGUGUGUAUUGUGAUGUUUGGACAGAUCAUCUGCUUCAUCAGUGAUAGUGUCAUAGAUGUGCAUCAUUAGAUGUUGUAAGCAGUGAGUGACUGGGCUCUGUCAAGUUGAGAGAAAGGUGAAAUUGUUCUGUAAUAAAUGAUAUUCCGUUAAAUGUAUUCUUUAUAUCAGUCCAGUUCACUCUAUGGUAACCUGAGCAGAUGGUAUGUUCCAGUUAGGUUAGGCUGAGAAGGUAAAAGACUAGUCCCUGGUCUAAUAGGAUGGAGAGUAGGAGGCAGCUUGCCGUGAGGCUUUAGGUUUUACAUGUUUUUUCCUUCAAUUCUUCAAUUUUAAAUUAUCUUUGUGGAAUUUCCAGGGGUUUAUUUUUGCUUUGGUUUCAUUAAUAUUUUACUUAAUAAAAGCCACCUUUUUUGCACAUA
This is a messenger RNA of Thunnus maccoyii (southern bluefin tuna), 2449 nucleotides long. It is a transcript of the gene tsnare1, whose product is annotated as T-SNARE Domain Containing 1. Gene Ontology annotation, biological process: intracellular protein transport; vesicle fusion; vesicle-mediated transport. The transcript is spliced from 13 exons. Gene Ontology annotation, cellular component: endomembrane system; membrane; SNARE complex. NCBI's taxonomy places the organism in Eukaryota, Metazoa, Chordata, Actinopteri, Scombriformes, Scombridae. Gene Ontology annotation, molecular function: SNARE binding; SNAP receptor activity. Bases 331 to 1194 code for a protein of 287 amino acids. The record is from RefSeq and is a predicted model, not a curated record.